AUGACGGUGUCACAGUUUUCUAUGCAUGGUAUUAUUAAGUUAUUGUUUGUGUUGCAACAUAAGAUUGAUUUAGAAAACAAGAUGAAGAACACUGAGAUAAAGAAGAUAGAGAACACGGGAGCUAGAAGGGUAACUUUCUGCAAAAGAAAAAAAGGGAUUUUCAAGAAAACUGAAGAGCUUUCUGUGCUUUGUGACGCUGAUGUUGCACUCAUCAUCAUAGACUCUACUGGACAACUCUUUCAAUAUGCUAGUUCGAGAAUGAAUGAUAUACUUGAAAGGCAUAGUUUAUACUUGAAGAAUCUCCCGGAGAAGGAACAAACAUCUGCCGAUAAAAAGAAACAAACAUCUGCUCAGGUACAGAGCAACCACAAAGUGAAUAUUAAGAACAAUCCAUUAAGGGAGAUAAGAGGAGAAAUUCUUGAAGGCAUGAGUAAAGAAGAAUUAGAGCAGUUAGAGAAAUCUCUUGAAAAUAAACUAAGUCGUCUAGUAAAAAAGAAGAGUGAGAUGAUUAUGAUAGAAAUUGAGACUUUACAACAAAAGGAGAUGCGACUAAUGAAAGAAAACAUUAGACUAAAACAACAGGUGAAAGUUCCAUUUAUCUCUAUUCUCGAUUUCUUUUAUUUUUUCUACAUUUUGUUUUUGUAUUGCAUUUAG
Daucus carota subsp. sativus is the source of this 654-nucleotide messenger RNA. RefSeq names its product MADS-box protein JOINTLESS. Gene Ontology annotation, biological process: regulation of transcription by RNA polymerase II. Gene Ontology annotation, cellular component: nucleus. NCBI's taxonomy places the organism in Eukaryota, Viridiplantae, Streptophyta, Magnoliopsida, Apiales, Apiaceae. Gene Ontology annotation, molecular function: RNA polymerase II cis-regulatory region sequence-specific DNA binding; DNA-binding transcription factor activity, RNA polymerase II-specific; protein dimerization activity. The record is from RefSeq and is a predicted model, not a curated record. The transcript has 6 exons. Bases 1 to 654 code for a protein of 217 amino acids.